UUCAAAGAUUCCGAUCGGGGCACUGUAAAUUAUGAGUCUCAACUCCUGCCCUAUAAAUACGGCUCUGCUCAUGGCCACAACCGUCUUGCAAUCGUCCUCACUCCAGGUCUCCCUUCGGCCUUCCUAUCAUGGGUUUCUUCAACUUGUUUCAUGAUCUUUCCAAGUCGAGCGUCGAACACCAUGUUUCAUUGGACCUCACGAUGCCACAAUGUUCCCGCACAACACCUAUCCAUAUUUCCUAUUCACCGACUUCCACGACUCGCAUGCCUUUAGAACUUGUUAUGAACAUAAUGGAACUCGCCUACGAUGAACACAAACUCGAGGAGCGAAAAUCGUUUCUCAAGUCGUGUGCAUUAGUCUGCAGGGACUGGUCGAUACCGGCUCAGAAGAUGCUCUUUCGUCAUGUCGCGCUCUGCACGGAGACCUCUUGUAUUGCCUUUACGGCUGCUAUCAAUCCAGCAACCGCGCGUGGUCGUAUGCUUGCAGGUGCCGUUCAGUGUAUGCGUGUAUCAAUAGACCACAACCAGCCUUUUGGUCUUUCCCAACGAACAUUCGCUCGCGCCGUCACCCUUUGCCCGAACUUGACCGAGUUGAACUUGGCUCUUUACGGUUGUGGUGCACCGGGGAACGAUAUCGUCGGUUCACCAGAUGUUCUUCGUAUGCGACGGCAUGCACCCUCAUUUGACGAAGAGACUCUUGAUCUUCUUAGGUCAGGUCCUCGCAUCUCUGCCCUGACGUUCCGUAAUUGGUCGGAGAACAGGCAAUCAAUUAUGCAGCUCCUUAGCAUAUGGCCUACUCUCGAGUCUCUUGUAAUCAGCGGAACUGCCCCGGAGCUUCCUUCGCCUCCAUCCGAUCCUUUCCCGUGUGCUCUGUCGGAGCUUCGCGUGAACCUCCAGUCUUCCUCUUCGGUCGAUUUCUUCAAAUGGCUUUUACACAAUUCGUCUCAUUCCCUUCGGAAACUCGAUUUCGAACGCGAGCUCUCUCCCGUGGCCGCACAGUACCUCAUCGAUAGCCACAGCUCCACACUCGAGUCCGUUCAUCUUGCCUCAUGUACUCGCGAGAUUGCGCAAUCCCUCUCCAAGUGCCCGAACCUCAGACAGUUGAGCGUUGAGGACAUCACGUCGUAUCCUGUCGUCUACAAGAAGCUCUCGGAUAAACUGGAGAGCAUGGCGUUUGGACUCAACAAGGACACGCAGACACAAGCCCUCCUUGACGCUAUCAAAGCGAAGGGAUUACUUCGCGCUGUGACGGUUCAUUUAUGGAACGGAGGCGAACUUCAUCGACAACUGCCUUCUCUGAAGAUGACAUGUGCCUUGCGUGGAAUUGAUUUAAGCUUAACGCACGAUAUCCGGGACUUCCGUUCUAUGAUUAGAGCGGAGUAAAGUCCUGACGCUGACUCAUUCUUCUCACCAUUAAUUUUGUUGUGACUCCUUCGGCUUUCGACCUUUCUAGUUUUGUCGCACCCUUCCGCACGUAUCUGUACGCGACUCUCAUAAUCUGCUUCUGUCAAACAAGCUGCACUGUAUCAUAACCCAGCACCUUCACGAAUUCCUCGACGCAAAACCCUGUUUUUCUCCGUUCAUUCCUCGGGAGAGGUUGACCUCAGAACGCAGAAACCGGUUCCCCAGGGUGACUGUCGCACAAAUCCAAAUGCUCCCACUUGACGACACUUACGACCCCCUCGCUGUAUCAACACCCGACUCAACGACUACAGUAUAUAUAAUAUCCCGUUUCGUUUCUUGUUUGUUCAACUCCUCAUCGUUGCAUGCACAUAUAUUUCUACCCGCAUCCUCAUCCCACGUACCCGUAUAUUUAUAAUACGAACCUAGCUCUACGUACAGACUUAAGAAUGCACACCGUCACGCUUUAUUACUAUUUUACCAUCAUCAUCCCAAUUACUACGUACAGUGGACAUUAGCUAUUAGUCUGGUAUACCUUAUUACUUGACUAGAGGAGAAGAGGCGUUAUUUUCGUUCUACUUUGAUCAAGGGAGCUGCUAGAGCUUUACCUUCCUCUACACUUAAUUUUAUUCGGAU
Molecule: messenger RNA, 2036 nt
Organism: Marasmius oreades (fairy-ring Marasmius)
Lineage: Eukaryota; Fungi; Basidiomycota; Agaricomycetes; Agaricales; Marasmiaceae
Exons: 3
Coding region: 129-1382 (417 amino acids)
Source: RefSeq, a predicted model, not a curated record